Messenger RNA from Lagopus leucura (white-tailed ptarmigan), 2064 nucleotides. It is a transcript of the gene CLEC3B, whose product is annotated as C-type lectin domain family 3 member B. Bases 94 to 699 code for a protein of 201 amino acids. The record is from RefSeq and is a predicted model, not a curated record. The transcript is spliced from 3 exons. Lineage: Eukaryota; Metazoa; Chordata; Aves; Galliformes; Phasianidae.
GAGCAGCCCGGGGCCGGCUUCUUGGCCAGACGCUGCUGAUUAAAGCCGGGUGUCAGGCCGAGUCAGUCAGUCCCGCUCAGCUCAGCGCUCGGCAUGGCGCUGCGGGCAGCCUGCCUGCUGCUCUGCCUCGUCUCCCUCGCCCACGUCUCCGUCCAGCAGAACGGCAAGGGCAGGCAGAAGCCGGCGGCCUCCAAGAAAGAUGGUGUGAGCCUCAAAAUGAUUGAAGACCUGAAGGCCAUGAUUGACAACAUCUCUCAGGAGGUUGCUCUACUGAAGGAGAAGCAAGCACUUCAGACAGUCUGCCUGAAAGGCACCAAAAUUCACCUGAAGUGCUUCCUGGCGUUCUCUGAGAGCAAGACAUACCACGAAGCCAGCGAGCACUGCAUCUCACAGGGCGGCACGCUGGGCACGCCGCAGGGUGGAGAGGAGAACGACGCGCUCUACGACUACAUGCGAAAGAGCAUCGGGAACGAGGCAGAGAUCUGGCUGGGCCUCAACGACAUGGCAGCCGAGGGCAAGUGGGUUGACAUGACGGGUGGCCCCAUCCGCUACAAGAACUGGGAGACCGAGAUCACCACCCAGCCCGAUGGUGGCAAGCUGGAAAACUGCGCGGCCUUGUCAGGGGUGGCGGUGGGCAAGUGGUUUGACAAGCGGUGCAAGGAGCAGCUGCCCUACGUCUGCCAGUUCAUGAUCGUGUAGCAGGGCUCUGUCGAGCUGUAGGAUGGCUCCGUGCACGCCACACACCCGCACGCACCUCCACGUAGCGCCACGACCGGGGCAGCCGCCAUGGCCUGGUAUCAGGUCGGAGCUGCGCUGCCUUUCACUUGGCUGCAUCCAGCCCCAUUUGCAUCCCUCUCCCUAUGGCAUGAUGUAUAGAUAUAUUUUUGUACACGGGGAACUGAUGAGGUGGCUUCGAUGAAGACCCGGUGUGACAGCCCAGCCUCAUCAAUGGCCACGUGGGCUGCCCGGGCUGCCUCUCCGCAGCCUCCAUUGCCACUUUGCUGAGCCUUGCUGGGACACGGCAGUGCCAGCCUGUGCCUUCUCCUCUGGCUUUGCUCCCCUGCAGGCCCUGGCACAGGGAUCGGGAUCCUGUCUCAGAGAGCAGAGCAUGUUAUUUCUGCUUUGUGCUUAGAGCCCUUGGCCUUGUACCCAAGCACUGUUGGAGCUGUUGGCCCAGUGUCAUGCUGCUCAAGGGGCUGGCAUGCUGAGAGGAAAAGUGUCUUUCCCACAAGCAUUCCCUUUUUUUUGAUCCUUUUCUCAUCAGUCAGAAGAAAGUGCUUCAUUUAUCUCAGUGAGGGAGCUAGCCCCAGCGUCAGAUCUUUCAAAAUUCCUGCCAUAAGCUUUAUUUAUCCUCCUGUACCACGCAGGAAGCAAUGAUCACUUGCAGUAUACUCAGUCAAAUAUAUUCUUGGGAGCAGGUGAACGUUUUAGGUAAACAAAAAAUCUGCAACACUAUCUAGUAAUAUGCUACUCUAUAGAAGGCAGCUAGCUACCAAAAGCAAAUCCCAACAAGUCUGACUUUAGCCACUUCAGGAGUUUUAGGGCCUGCAUUAGUGAUGAAUUACUCCAGUCCUUGUUGGUCAAGGCCCAGUCCUCAGCAAACACAAAUGUGCUGAGUACCACGUGCGCUGGUAAAGCUGAAGACCUGGCCUUGGUAACUUUCUGAGAAAAGGGUUGAAAAAAUUGAAAUAUAAAUUGGAAUGAUGGGAAGGCAAUGACAGUCUUGCUGACACUGAUUUGCUGACUGCUGGCCAAAGCACACCAGUGGCUCUUUGAUGCCCAGUGCUUGGUGCCAGCCCAGUUCUUUGGGUUACACAUCCCUAGCAUGACGGCAGCCCACUGGGAAUCAUGUGUUCAUGGGGAGCCCUUAGGAGAAGUGUUUCUAUUUGCUGCUUUGCCUAAAACCAGCAUGGUGGUGGGGCUUCCGGAAUUUCAUGUGGGAGAGCCAAGCUGGAGGGUCAAAACACACACACACACACAGUGCAUACUUCCCAGGCUGUCAUUAUUGCCAAACUUUCUGCUGUUCAGAUGAAUAUGAAAUAAAAAUAUAUAUAGCUUGCUGAA